UUCUACUUCUCUCUACCGGUCGGAAGUGACGUAGAGGCAAUUUCCGGUUCGGGUCUCGCAGUGUCAUUGUGCAGGAUGAUGAUGAACGGAUCUAAAAUGAGAAUGUUCCCAGGGGGACCGGCACCGGGAGAGCUCCACUCCUUCCCCGGCAUGGGGCCUCACCGACACACUCUGAACCCCAUGGUGACGGGAACCUCAGUGCUGGGGGUGAAGUUUGAUGGAGGAGUGAUGAUCGCAGCGGACAUGCUGGGCUCCUAUGGCUCCCUGGCCCGAUUCAGGAACAUUUCCAGGAUCAUGCAGGUCAAUUCGUGCACCAUGCUGGGGGCUUCCGGUGACUACGCCGACUACCAAUACCUCAAGCAGGUCCUGGAGCAGAUGGUGUAAGUGCAAAGACCCCCCCGUGACGGUCUAGCUUUGGAGCAUACCUGGCACAGGUAAUUCUUCCAGUCAUGGAGUCUCCGCAUCACGUGGGCGUUGCCAAGGACUGUGUAAUUAAUGAGUCUUUCCGGAGUCAUGUGCUUUCACCAGAAGGAAGGGGAUUGGUUAUACGUAAUGUAGGAGGAGCCUUCAAUUAAGGUUGUUUUCUUCCCUGCUCUGCAGCCGUUGAUGCGAGACCUCGUAGACAACAAACCCAACCUGACGCGGGAAGAGGCCCGGAAGCUGAUUGAGCGUUGUAUGAAGGUCCUGUACUACAGAGACGCGCGCUCCUAUAACAGAUACGAAAUCGCUGUCGUCACAGCCAGCGGAGUGGAGAUCGAGGGACCGAUAUCCUCCGAAACCAACUGGGAGAUCGCACACCUCAUCAAGGGCUUUGAAUAAAUAAUGAAGAUCCAGACACCCCCCUCCCCUUAU
This is a messenger RNA of Nanorana parkeri, 852 nucleotides long. RefSeq names its product proteasome subunit beta 4 (gene PSMB4). The transcript has 5 exons. Gene Ontology annotation, cellular component: proteasome core complex. NCBI's taxonomy places the organism in Eukaryota, Metazoa, Chordata, Amphibia, Anura, Dicroglossidae. The record is from RefSeq and is a predicted model, not a curated record.